AUGGGACAAUGUCUAGAAACCACGCGGCUCGCAACGGGAGAGGAAACCCAGGACCUCAACCUGCCUGUCUUUCUCACCAUCAUCGUUAUGUCGCCUCCGGAAGUCGUUUGGAGUGGCUACCGACUUGAUAUCCAUUCUUUCAAGAAGUUCAUAAUGGUCCUCACAGGGGAAGGAGAUUGCCCGCCUUCAGAUGACGACGAAUCUUCCGUCGACUGGGCAUACGAAUACACAGCGUGGCGGUUCGAACUAUCACCGAGAGACAGAGCUAAAACACCGAGAAUUCGUUAUCUCGAGCUUAAUCCUGAUGCCCCAGACGAUAUCACCCACCUAUUCUUCCCUGUCCGUUGGAUACCAUACAAGAGCUCACGUCAACUCGAUGACCCCACCCAUCCUGACUAUGCCACCACUCAUGAACCGAAUGAGAAGGACAAGGCCAAGCUUGAUAGAUGGCUAACUUAUAUCCAUGAGAACAACGGCGGAAAAUAUCACUUCAGUGCUGAUAUGUUCGACUUCACGGCUAUAAAGGAUCUUCAUCCAGCGUACGAAUGGAGAAUUAUCCAGCCAUUUGUGUUCUGCUCACAACUUCAAGUUAUCUCGAAGGAAAUCUAA
Molecule: messenger RNA, 609 nt
Organism: Lentinula edodes (shiitake mushroom)
Lineage: Eukaryota; Fungi; Basidiomycota; Agaricomycetes; Agaricales; Omphalotaceae
Exons: 3
Coding region: 1-609 (202 amino acids)
Source: RefSeq, a predicted model, not a curated record